This is a messenger RNA of Calliphora vicina (urban bluebottle blowfly), 5226 nucleotides long. RefSeq lists its product as uncharacterized. Gene Ontology annotation, biological process: DNA integration. Bases 1 to 5226 code for a protein of 1741 amino acids. Lineage: Eukaryota; Metazoa; Arthropoda; Insecta; Diptera; Calliphoridae. Gene Ontology annotation, molecular function: nucleic acid binding. The transcript has a single exon. The record is from RefSeq and is a predicted model, not a curated record.
AUGGUAAAAUCUCAGAAGCUUAUCACUUUUGAACGUACAGCGGCUAUAUUUUUGGAUUUCGAAAAGGAAUAUAAUGAUCUGCCAACUGAAACUCUUAAUUCUUAUUUGCUCGAUAUAAGAAAAGAAGAGUUUAAGACGUUGUGGGAUAAGACAAGAAAUACAUAUGAAGAUUUUGCAACACAAGACAAUAAUGAGGUAUCGGAAGAGGAUUUUCAGAACGCGAAGGAGCUUUUUAAAAAUUGUCGAUUAGGGUACAUCUCGUGUGCAGCUCAAAUGGGUGAAUUAUCAGAUUCAUUUUUUAACAAAUCAGGAAUGUCAUCAACUCAGUAUGGUGGUAGAAAUACAGUAGAGAUCUCUAGCGGUCAAAGGCACAAUUUAAAGUUGCCACCCUGUAUCACCGAAGUUUUUAAAGGUGACUACCAAUCAUGGCCGUCCUUUCGGGACAUGUUUAAGGCCGUUUAUAUCGAUGGGGCCGAUUUGUCAGGAGUUGAAAAACUCUGCUAUUUAAGACAAUUUACUGAGGAUGACGCGUUAUUAAUAGUAAAAGAAUCUCCUCUCACUAAUGAAGGUUUUCUAACUGCUUGGGAAAACCUAAGAGACAGAUACGAGAAUAAGAGAAUUUUGGUCCACGACCAAUUGAAGAUUUUAUUUAAUUUGGUAUCUGUGAAAUCGGAAUCCGGAAAUGAUAUUAAAAGGCUACAACGUGACAUUAACAACUGUAUUUCAACUCUUCGAGUUUAUAAAAUAAAUAUUGAGUCCUGGGACCCAAUAUUCGUUUAUGCAUGUUUAACAAAAUUGCCAUUUCAUACUUUGUCGUUAUGGGAGCAAACUGUUAAGAGCAAAAUGGAAAUUCCCCUAUGGAAGGAACUGGAUGAGUUCCUUACGGGACGUUUUCAUUCUCUAGAAACAAUAAAUAAUAUUCGAAGUGCCAAUAAGACAGAUUCUAAUAAUAAAUCGGACAAGUCGAAUAAUUCAAAACAUCGAAACACUUCUGUUAGAGUUUACCAGACCAAAGUUUCAGGAAAAUCUUGCCCAAUCUGUGCUACAAAUCACGCUUUGAAGGAUUGUCGUAAGUUUUUAAGUAAGGAUCAGGCAGGAAGGUUUCUAAUUGUUAAGAACCAGAAAUUAUGUAUUAAUUGUUUGAACGAGGGCCAUAAAAUGAGUGAAUGUAAGAGUAAGUUUAAUUGUUCUAAAUGCCAACUUAAACAUCAUACUCUUCUUCACAAGGAAGUUACUAAUCCUGUACUAAAUUCUAGCAAUCAAAAUAUGGAUGAUGUGCCGUCUACAUCACAGGGUAUCGUAAGAGUACAGAAUAAUACUGUGCAAAACUGUUUUGUAACAACUUCUAGGCAGAUUCUUUUAGCUACGGCAGUCGUUAAUAUUGUAUGUCAGGGAGAAACUUUUACAGCGCGGGCUCUAAUUGAUCCAGCGUCUCAAUCAUCGUUUAUAUGUGAAAAAAUUCAACGUAAACUUGAUUUGCCUACAGAGAAAGUAGAUUCUAACAUCUCUGCCCUGAAUUGUGCCCCGGCUGGUUCAUCUCAUAAGCAAUGUAAUUUUGUAUUGGGAUCUAGAAUAGAUAGAUCUUUUAGGUUGAAAAUGUCAGGAUUAGUACUUCCUAGAUUAACUGGGAAUUUACCAAAUAGGUCUGUGGAUAAUUCUCUUUUAUUGAGCUCACCAUUUAAUAUGGAUCUGGCAGAUCCAAAUUUUACAGAAAGCGGACCUAUAGAUAUAUUAAUCGGUGGUGAUUUUUACCCGAAAGUUAUGUUAGGACGGUCAAAACAUAAUGUGUAUGGAAAUUUGAUGGCCCAGGAGAGUGUAUUUGGUUGGAUUUUGACAGGACCUAUUGAAGAUAGGCAUCCUAGGUCAUUUACAACAGUAAUUUCAUGCUAUACAGAAGUGAAUUUAUAUAAACAGUUAGAAAACUUUUGGAAGUUAGAGGAGCCUCCAAAAAUAUCAAAAUUUACUUCUGAAGAUGAUUAUUGCGAGGAAUUUUUUAAGAAGACCACAAAAAGGAAUAGUGAAGGGCGCUUCAUCGUAUCGUUACCCUUCAAACCUCAAUAUUUGGUGGAUAAUAAUUUAGGAUCAUCUCGAGAAAAGGCUAAGCGACAAUUUUUAAGAAAUGAAAUAUCACUUCAGAAGAAUCCUGAGUUAAAAGCAAUCUAUGAUGGGACAUUGUCUGAGUAUGAGGAACUAGGUCAUAUGAAUCAAGUGGAUAGUAACUAUUCAGAUGAAUCAAAUACAUAUUAUUUACCUCACCACGCUGUAUUUAAGCCCGAAAGUACUUCCACUAAAGUUAGGGUGGUGUUCAAUGCUUCGAGUAGGACAUCUACAGGAUUAAGUUUAAAUGAUAUAUUGUAUACAGGUCCAGUUUUGCAAAAUGAUCUGAUGUUACUGAUUAUAAGAUGGAGAUUUUAUAGGUUUGUUUUUAAUGGAGACAUAGAAAAAAUGUACAGACAGAUUUUGCUUGAUCCUGAACAUGCCAAUUUCCAAAGGAUUGUAUUUCGUCGGAAUCCUCAGGACGAUUUAAAGGAUUACGAGCUAAAGACUGUAACUUUUGGGAUAAAUUGUGCCCCUUUUUCAGCGAUAAGAACUUUACAUCAACUUGCAGAUGAUGUUGAGGAAAAAUGGCCUUUAGCAUCUAAAAUUUUACGUGACAUGAUGUACGUCGAUGAUGCUCUAGUUGGAGCCCAUGAUGUAAUCAUGGCUAUAAAAGCUCGUGAUCAAAUAAUCGCAGCUUUAUUAUCUGCAGGUUUUUCAAUGCGAAAAUGGACAUCCAAUAAUGAGAAAAUUUUAGAAGGGUUACCAUCAGAUCAUUUAUUGCAUGAAAAAUUUUUAGAAAUCGAUGAUACAAGUACCACAAAGACUUUAGGCGUUAGAUGGAAUGCCAAAACUGACCAUUUUUAUUUCUCUACAUUACCUAUAGCACUAAAAGAUAGUUAUACGAAGCGGGAGGUUCUUUCCACAAUUGCAAGACUAUUUGAUCCCGCGGGUUGGUUAGGUCCGAUAGUGGUUAUAGCAAAAAUUUUGAUGCAGCAAAUAUGGAGUGAUAAAACGGAUUGGGAUGAGGUCUUAUCUGAGUGUAGUGGAACUAAAUGGCGUCAAUUUCUCUUAGAUUAUGUUCAUAUCGAUGACAUAAAGAUUCCAAGAUGGGUUGGUUUUAAACCAUCGGUGAAUUUGGAAUUUCAUGGAUUUUCAGAUGCCUCAGAGAAAGCAUAUGGUGCUUGUGUAUAUGCUCGUAUUCAAGACGAAAAUGGUAUAAUACAAAGUCAUUUGGUUUUGGCAAAAUCAAAAGUUGCUCCACUUAAAACCGUUUAUUUACCUAGGCUAGAACUUUGUGGUGCUUUAUUAUUAGCAGAGUUAUUAAAAGCUAUAGGCAAAGAUUUAAAAUUUGAUGGUACUAAUACCAAAUUCUACACAUGGACUGAUUCCAUGAUCGUAUUAGCGUGGCUGCAGAAACCUCCAAGUUCAUGGACAACUUUUGUAGCAAAUCGAGUUGCUAAAAUUACAGAGUAUACUAGUAAAGAAUGCUGGAGACAUGUAGCUUCAUGUGAUAACCCAGCAGACUUGUUAAGUAGAGGAGUUUGCCCACAAGAAUUAGUAAAUAAUCGGAUUUGGUGGCAUGGUCCUAGUUUUCUGUGCUCCAAUUCAUCCCAAUGGAAUAUACAAAUUGGUACCAAUUUUGAGACUAGAGAGGAACAGAAGAAUCAUAAAGUAUUUUUUACGUAUUCUAAAUCUUAUUACGAUUUAAUCGAAAAAUUUUCUUCGUUUACGAAAGCCCUUCGAAUUAUGGCUCUAGUAAUGAGAGCAAUACAAAGAAUGCGUGGAUUUAGUCAUUCUAAUCUUUCCUCUGAAGAAUUAACAGCUGAUGAAUUGAAUACUGCAAAAAUUAAAUUAAUUAUUAUGGCUCAAAAGGUAGCAUUUGGUGACGAGUAUCAUAAAUUAGAAAACAAAGAAUCAGUUAAAUGCGGCAAUAUAUUAAAUUUAAAUCCCUUUUUAGACGAAAAGGGCAUCAUGCGCGUAGGAGGCCGUUUGGCAAAUGCUCUGGAAUUGAGCUAUAAUGAAAAAUUUCCAAUUUUAUUGCCAUCAAACUGUCGGUUUUCAGUACUACUCGUUGAUUUUAUUCACAAAGUCACAUUACAUGGAGGAAAUCAGCUAAUGUUAAGAGUUCUGCGGACUCAAUUCUACAUUGUGCGUGCAAGAAAUUUAAUUAAAACAAUAAUAAGCAGGUGUAGAAUGUGUGCGUUGUAUAGAAAAAAGGUUCAGAGUCAGAUUAUGGCGGCGCUUCCCACGAAUCGCACUAUAAUUUCUAGACCAUUUACAACGACAGGGGUAGAUUUCGCAGGACCAUUUGAUAUCCGAAACUUUACUGGUCGAGCUUGUCUCAUUACAAAGGGUUAUGUGUGCUUAUUUGUGUGCUUUGCUACGAAAGCUAUUCAUUUAGAAGCUGUUAGUAAUUUAUCGACACCAGCAUUUCUGGCAGCUUUUUCACGAUUUGUCGCUCGCCGUGGUUGUCCAAGAGAUAUGUACUCUGAUAAUGGUACUAAUUUCGUCGGAGCAUCAAAAGUUUUAAAAAUUGAAUUUCGUGAAUUUUUACGAAACGCAAGUUCAGAAUUAAAUACGCAUUAUGGACUACAAGGAGUUAAUUGGAAAUUUAAUCCUGCAAGUGCCCCUCAUAUGGGAGGCCUUUGGGAGGCAGGAGUAAAAAGUUUUAAGUACCAUUUUAGAAGAAUCGCUGGUAACAUAAAGUAUACUUUUGAAGAAUUUUCAACUUUAUUGGCCCGCAUUGAAUCUUGCCUCAAUUCAAGACCAUUGUGUCCUCUCAUAGACGAUGUGGAGUGUCUGGAUAUUUUGACACCAGGUCAUUUUUUGAUCGGGGCUCCUCUCUUAGCUCCACCUGAACCAGAGAUUACAGAAUCUCCAAUUUCGAUAACUAAUCGAUGGCAAAGAGUUAGAGCACUAAACCAACGUUUAUGUAGCAGGUGGAAAGACGAAUAUUUAAAGGAUCUUCAAAAGCGCAACAAAUGGAAAUUUAUGGAAAAAAAUUUGGAAGUUGGUGACAUGGUUGUAAUUCGUGAAGAUAAUUUACCACCGAAUGAAUGGCGUUUAGGUCGCGUACAUAAACUUCAUAUAGGUAAAGAUGGUCAUACUAGAGUUGUUGAAUUAAAAACAGUUCGUGGAAUAAUUACGAGGCCAGUGGUAAAGCUUGUAGCUCUACCGACUUAUUAA